AUGGGUCGCCGUAAUGGAAGGUAUUGCAGCGGAGUUCGGCACACCGGCCGACCGCCGGGAAACUACGACUCGGUUCAAGACGGCCAAGAUGUAACUGGAUGCGACCCGGCCAUCCUCUUCGCCAAAGUGCAGCAGUCGUUGGAUCGGGCCUUGCCUGGUCUCCACGGAAUGUUGUGCCAGCAUUUGCUGUCUGACCAGUUGGUUGAAGGUGUGCAACCUGUAAUUGGUGUCCAGUUGCGGUUGGCGGGAUUGGCCGAGGCACCACUGACCACUUUGCAGUCGCUCGAGCAAGCCGAUGCUGGCAUGCCUGGUCACUGCCAGAAUCAGUGCCCUCGUAUCCGACCGCCUGUAAAGCAUAAAAAAUCACGGAUGAAUACACAGGAUCGAGGCUUUUGCCCAGGUUUCCCGGAUGGGUUUUGUUCCUGUCGUUCAGCGGCUGCCGUUCACCUGAAAAGCAGAGCUCAUCAGUUCGAGGACGUGCAUAAAGAAGUGUCUUAUAGUGCUUUGCACUGGGCUCUAGAAGGAGUGAGAACAAUCGUCUGA
Messenger RNA from Opisthorchis viverrini, 543 nucleotides. RefSeq lists its product as hypothetical. The transcript is spliced from 4 exons. The record is from RefSeq and is a predicted model, not a curated record. NCBI's taxonomy places the organism in Eukaryota, Metazoa, Platyhelminthes, Trematoda, Opisthorchiida, Opisthorchiidae. Bases 1 to 543 code for a protein of 180 amino acids.